AAGUGAAUACCCUUGUAUAUUGUUGUGAGUGCUGUUGUAUGAAUGUAGUCAUAAAGGACCGAUUAGUUCAGUGAAUGAAUACUCCCAGCUUGUGUGGAACCUGUUAGGUUACAUUUUAGUAACUGGCUCCCAUGUAUUGGUAGGAAAGCUGAGCUUUCAUCUAUGCGAUAUGUUUACCUCGUAAAAAGGACUCAGGACAAUGUUUGGCAACAAUAAAGUAAUAGUGUGCAUGGGAUUAGCGCGUCGUGUAAACGCAUUCCGAUACACUAAGGUACACACUCAGAUAUAGGCGACCCUCUUGCGUGAACAUCAUCACCAGCUACUCAUGAGAAGAUGAGAUGCAUAAGGACACGGAGAGACUUUGACGAAUCACUGUCAGUCAACCAUGGCAAGCUGGUAGUCGUGGACUUCUUUCGAGAUGGGUGCCCGGCGUGUAAGGAAAUGUCGCCUUUCCUUGAAUUCUUGUCGCAGGACCACACCUAUCGCAAUAUUGUGUUCCAGAAAGUAAACGUCGACGUGAACCAGGAAACGGCGACAGCAUGCAGCGUCACCCUCCUCCCCACCUUUAAAUUUUACAAGAGCAAAAGAGAGGUUGACCAACUAGAAGGAGCAGACCAAAAACAACUUGUUGCAAAGAUACAGAAACACAUGUGAUCUAUUUGUGAGACGUUUCAACGUUUAUACAGUUGGCUACCACAUGGCAAUAUACAUACACUGGUGAGGCGGGAUCAAGAGAUAACACACGAACGUCGCAUCGAAUGCUGGAAGAACCCGGUGAUAGAAGCAUGUUCCUCUACAAUGGGGGCGAUGCCAGCACUAUUGUUGAGACUUCACGUUUCAUGACUCUAAUCAAGGGGACCUUCUGUAGUAGGAAGACGUAAGAGGCAAUAUAUGUGUCCGCCUCUGUUGUAUAAUAAAACAUUUGCGAAGA
Molecule: messenger RNA, 931 nt
Organism: Haliotis rufescens (red abalone)
Lineage: Eukaryota; Metazoa; Mollusca; Gastropoda; Lepetellida; Haliotidae
Product: thioredoxin-like
Exons: 6
Coding region: 334-654 (106 amino acids)
Source: RefSeq, a predicted model, not a curated record